AUGGGAAAUGGGUCAUCCGUGAAUGAGUUCAUCCUUCUGGGCUCCCCAACCCUUCAGCCGUGGCAUCUUUCACUGUUUCUCCUCAUCCUGAUAAUAUACCUUUUCACCUUGGCUGGGAAUGGUUUCAUCAUAAUAAUUGUGAGGCUCAACUGGCAACUCCAGACCCCAAUGUAUUUCUUUCUUAGCAACCUCUCCUUCCUGGAGAUCUGGUACACAACCACUGUCAUCCCUAAGAUGCUGGAGACCUUCAUGACCACCAGGACAACCAUCUGCCUUCAUUGCUGCCUCAUGCAGUCCUUCUUUCACUUCUUCCUUGGCAUCACAGAGUUUCUCAUCCUAUCUGCCAUGUCCUUUGACAGAUACAUUGCCAUAUGCAAGCCUUUGCAUUACACCAGUAUUAUGACCAGAAAGCUAUGCUCUGUUUUGGCUUUAGGGUCUUGGUCACUGGGAUUUGUGAUCAUCUUCUCUCAGGCAGCUUUGCUUCUGAAGCUGCCAUUUUGUGCUGGUAAUGUCAUUGACCAUUACUAUUGUGACAUUGGCCCCAUUUUGAAACUGGCCUGUGCUGACACUAAGCUCAUUGAAUUCCUAGGCUUGUUGGAAACAAUCACCAUAAUCCCAAGUUCUUUCCUUUUCUCUGUGGUUUCCUACAUCUACAUCAUCCUGACCAUCCUGAGGAUCCCCUCCAGCAAGGGACGACAGAAAGCUUUCUCUACUUGUGCAUCCCACCUCACAGUUGUCAGCAUUCUUUAUGGAGCUGUUCUCUUCAUGUACUUGAAACCCACCGCACAUUCUUCCUUCAGUUUCAACAAAGUGAUCUCCGUUCUCAACACAGUGUUAACUCCAUUGCUGAAUCCUUUUAUAUAUACUAUACGGAACAAAGAGGUCAAAGCUGCUCUGAGAAAGGCUAUAGCCAAGUGA
Molecule: messenger RNA, 918 nt
Organism: Hemicordylus capensis (graceful crag lizard)
Lineage: Eukaryota; Metazoa; Chordata; Lepidosauria; Squamata; Cordylidae
Product: olfactory receptor 6X1-like
Exons: 1
Coding region: 1-918 (305 amino acids)
Biological process (GO): G protein-coupled receptor signaling pathway
Cellular component (GO): membrane
Molecular function (GO): olfactory receptor activity; G protein-coupled receptor activity
Source: RefSeq, a predicted model, not a curated record